CUCCAUUUGUUUCACUUUGUCUUGUCAACAUCCUUGUUAUAAUAAAAAUAAGAAUGAUAAUUAUAACAAACAAGAAGAAUGAUGGUGAUGCAUGGAAAUGAAUAUAAACAUGUAAUUUUUUAUUUUUGUUUAUAAAAAUUUCCAAUGUAAAUAAACCAUGUACCACGUCAUUUUCGGUUUGUUCUCUCAAAUCCUCUCCGAUUUCGCUUCUCUGCACCUUACUUUCGUCACCAUGUAGGUGGAUACAUAUAUAGAUAUAUAUAUCUAUAUAUCUAUAAAUCUAUUAAAAGCUUAAGCUGCUAUACUUGAAUAGACCAGACGCGUAGUAAUACAAAGGAUUUUUCAUGGAAAAGUAAUUCUACUCCUACUUUUCUUUUUCUUUUUUUCGGUUUGUCUUUCUUUUCUGUCGCUCAACGUCCUCAGCAUCAUUCCAUCAUGCUGCUGUCUUGCGGUUUGAGUAUCCUGCUAUUUGCAGGAGCAUGCGUUGCCUCUGUACCAGAUCAGAAUUUAAAUGCUUUCAUCGAUGACAAGUCAAAAUGUCCUUCUAAUUCCAACCAAUCUCCUGUACGAUUCGAAGACAAGAUGGUUUUCUUACCGGUCAAUAAGACUCAUCAGGCGUUCUUUUCUUUAGAGUAUAUCAUACCUAACAACGAUCCUGACCAUGAACCAGCUUACGCAGAUAUUAUCCAAAAAUCAAACUCCAACGGAACCGUUCACUACAGUAUCCUUAAGCUUCAAGAUUUAUUUCAGGGUUUAAAACAUAGUAUCGAUGGAAACGACGAUUAUAAUACCCUUAAAAAUUCAGUAACCCAGGGAUUUUUGGAUCACGGUUUCAUCAAUAAUUAUGAUCUCAAAGCCAUAGUAGGUCCAAACCAUUUCAAGAGAAACAUCACAAAGCCCUGCACAGUCUUUUUUUUUGGCUAUCAACAAAUUGAGCCAACUGAUUGCAACCCGUUGCCGAUAAUUCGUUUUGAUUAUAAUUCUUAUGAUGAACUAUUCACCAAAUCCGAACAUACUGUUUUUGUUGGUUUAUCAGUUGUUACUAGCCUCAUUGGGUUGUAUUGGCUUCUUCGAUGUCUUUGGAGACCUAAAAGUCUUUCGUUUACUCAAUUCCUUCUACUUGUUUGGUAUUCUGCGUUUCUCGUCAAUCAUCCUAUAAAACGGACAUUUUACUCGGAUGAGAUCCUUUCCAACCGUGAUAUUUCUGUUCUCCUCCCAAUUUUUUCUUCCCUUUUUGGGGAUGCAUUUGAACGUCCGUUGUUUAAUUCGCUUGUCUUGGCUUUAACGUUAGGAAUGGGCUAUCUCCGACCUAGCUCAAAAAAAUUGGUUUUCUUGAUCCUUUUUUUAAACUGGAUACAAUCAUUGUUUAUCUUCUUUGCUCCUUUGAUGUUUCCUGUUCUUGACUUCAAAGAUUCUGCUAUCGCAUCAGUAUUACAAUUUGCUUGGAAAUUGUUUAACUUAUAUUAUAUACCUUUCCUUCUGACUAUCCGAAUGGCUGUGGUUUACCGAAUGCAUUGUAAACAUGCUUACUCUCACGGUGAUCAAUAUACAAAAGCUAAAAGAUUCGUUUCUCUCGUUUUUCUUUCUAUAUUUGUGAGUAUCGUUAUUUAUGUUCAUUAUGCCCCAUUCUAUAAUACUUCACGUGAGGUCCUAAAAUGUAUCGUCGGUACUCUAUUUUUUCAAAUCCUUGCCUAUUGCUUCAGCAGUUAUAACAAUUCAGGAUAUGGCUACAAAGAAAAACAUUUAAAAAAUCAUAUCCCAACAUACAAAGAUGAUCCUGAAAUGAACUUGUCUGUUUAUGAAUAAACUAAACACUCUUACCAUGCUUUUUCGUUUAAUAAAGCCAUUAUAUUACUGUCCUCUAUACCCAUUUUGCUAAACAUUGACUUAUCACAGGUCUAUAAAUACAUAAAUAGUAUAAAGAAAGCCUGUAUCUUCUACCAAAGUUCCAUCUUGUGGUAAACCUUGAUUUCCCAAAAACUUUUUAUAUAGUACGAAUAAAUAAUAUACAACCUUCAAGCCUUUGCUUACGCAAACAAAGUCUGUAUGUCUUCCAAAGAUUGAACUUGUUGUUCUUCCUUGGACAUCCCAAGCGUUCCCGCAAUAAAUUUUUUGCGUUCUUGAACCUUCAACAUUCUUUCCUCCACGCUGUCUCGAACGAUAAAACGAGUUACAACAACCUGCUUUUCUUGUCCCAAACGAUAAACACGGUCAAUGGCCUGAGAUUCCACUGACCAGCUCCACCAAGGAUCCAUCAUCAAUACAUGGUUUGCACAAGUCAAGUUCAAACCAAGCCCACCAGCUUUGAGCGAUAUGUUGAGAACAUUGAUUUCUGGAUCAUUACGAAAUUGUUCUAAUGACAUAGACCUUUGUUCCUGAGACAUUCUGCCGUCGAAUCGAGAGUGUUUUAUUCGCAGUGUAUUGAAAAUUUCCCCUAUGUAAUCCAAAAACCCAGUAAACUGCGAAAAAAUGACAAUCUUAUCGGAGGAAGGAUUGUUCAGUACUUUUUGAAUGUACUCCAAAAGUACUAAUACUUUGAUGGACUGAUAUCGGUUCCAAUGAUUCCACUGUAAACUUUUAUCCUUCAGCGUAAGACCUGUAGAUGAGAUUUCUCGUGGCUCAUACACAUCGUCUGCUUCAAAAGGCUGACGGCAAGUAUGACAAAGUGGAGGAGAUAUAUCCCUCUUUUUCUGGUAUUCUAUGUGAUCCUUUAAGCAACCCCGACAACAGACAUGUUUGCAUUUUAAUACCACAGGGUUUUGAAUGGGUUCAGAACAACAAAUUGGGCAUUCUGGAGCGAGAGUAUUUAAACUAUCCAUGUCAGGUAUUUCUCUAAUAUAAUCCGGGACCGAUGUUUUCUUCGAUGCAAACAUCCAAACUAAUUCAUGCAAUUCAUUUGAGUUAAUAUCUUGUUCUACUUCGUUGUCUUUUUUUUCAACCGCUUUGGGCAAAAGUAAAGGAUGACAACAAGCUUGUCGAAGUCGCAAUAGUAAACCUAAAAUCGCGGUAUAAUUCUUAAACAACGUCCCUGUAGCAAUACUUUCAUGAACCCUGCUUUUCGCUUUCACAUAUAAGGAAUCAUAUAUUCGCCGUUCUGCUUCUGAGAAAUCCAAAUAUAUGGUAUCAAUUGUGCGAUCGGGCAAGGAAACUAUAGGAUUUCCACUGAUGUCUUUCGUUUCUUUUGUUCUUCGUAAAACGAGUGGUUCAAGGAUAGAUUGCACCACAUUCAAGGCUUUUAGUAUGUCCUUUGCCUCAUAUGGUACACUAACGAAUGUACGCCAAUAAUUAUAAUUGCACCAUGGUUCUAUCUGUAAAAAUUUGAUUAUACUGUACAGAUCAUCCAAUUUGUUAACGAUUGGCGUUCCCGUAAUUACCCAUCGAUUCUGAGCUGAUAUUGCAUAACAUGCUUUGGCAGUUUUACUGCUCGGAUUUUUAAUUGAAUGACCUUCGUCCAGAAUUACCCGGUGCCAGUGAACAGAAAACAACCCACACGUAUCAGACGUGUUGGAAGACUCUGAAAGUAAAACGCCAUAGCUAGUAAUAACCAAAUCGGGAGCGCUUUUGGUAGCAGCAAGACUUUGCAAAUUUAUGGAAGUAUCUGAACCAUAAUAUACCAAUAUUUUGAAUGAGUUAGCACCAGAAACUUUCACUGCCUCGGAUUGCCACUGAUCCAACAAAGACAUGGGUGCCACUACCAGAGUCGUCUUCGCUGCUUUAGGAAGAUUAUUAGAGAAAGGAUAAUUUUCUACUGGUUUCUCAACAAUAUCGGAACUUCUCCUAGCAUGAACUAAGGCAAGCAUUUCAAUAGUUUUUCCCAGACCCAUUUCGUCAGCUAAAAUUCCACCACGAUGAUAAGGGGUCAUUGAAGGAAAAACUAACGUAAUAUCACCAGUAUAGAGAUUUACGAAAAAACGAUGGGGUUGUUCGUCCCUAGUAAAAUUAUAAUCUUCGGGAGACAACCCAGGGUCCGUAGGAAACAAAAAUUGACUCCAUAGUGGAUGCAGGUUUGAAGAUGUUUCUGAUUCAGCAUCACCCUUUUCUCUUUGACACAUCCAAUAAAGUGCCUGUUUUUGGUAUUCUCGUAAAUCUAGAUUGAAUCCUUCAGGAAUAGGAUGAGAAGGGAGAUUUGCUUCGUUUAAGCGAGUCCGAUCGUAUAGGGUACUUAACUGUUCACUAACAAUAUCAUCAUCUUCAGCAACAUCAGAAGUGGAGUUUUCAGAAACCGCCGUAUUUGCUAAGGAUGAUGAGGAUAACAAAAGAUCGUUUAUUUUCACGUUUGAUCCUGCAGCAGAAUUCUCAGUAUAAGGCUCUAAUGCUAUCCAACUAAGUAAACGAAGUAAAUGGUCUCUUUUGUUUUGGGUAUCUAUAAAAGCAGCUGGGUCAUCUUCAAUGAAACCAGUUUUCGCCGAAAACGGAGAUUGGUUUAACGAUGUGUGAGAAAUAUCAAGAAAACAAUAAAUCUGAAGUGUAACAUUGCUUCCUAAAUGUAGGAAAUCAUCAGCAUAAAUACAACUCGCUUCGAAAGACCACAGCUUUUGAGACAUCAAAGUACAUAACACCUGAGCAUUCUCUGAAGGAAGCUUUCCAAUCUCUUUGUGAUCAGCAUUAAAGAAUCGUAUAGAGUUGGUAUAUGUUGAACCUGAUGAAUUGUUAGUCUUUGAACGCUUUCUCGAACUCCGAUAUUGAGUUUUCGUAGGAGCUUUUUGCCGUUCAAGAUACACACGUUCACCAGCUUGUAAAAUAUUAGAUCCGGAUACAACUGAAUACGCUUCGACACCAAAGCAGCCAAUGUAUUUGCGAACUCGAUUAGAUUUAGUUAAAAAUGAAAAGGAUGUAAGAGAAGCAUUCCUAGGUGAGGGUCGUGAAGUAUUAUUAUGUUUAGACUGCGUAGUUAAAAUAGGAAAGUCAUCCAUCU
This is a messenger RNA of Schizosaccharomyces octosporus yFS286, 4915 nucleotides long. RefSeq lists its product as uncharacterized. The transcript has a single exon. Bases 436 to 1806 code for a protein of 456 amino acids. The record is from RefSeq and is a predicted model, not a curated record. NCBI's taxonomy places the organism in Eukaryota, Fungi, Ascomycota, Schizosaccharomycetes, Schizosaccharomycetales, Schizosaccharomycetaceae.